AUGUGGAGCAGAAACGUCAACAAAUCACAGACAGAGAGUUUCUCGAGGAGUCGGCGAGGCACAAAGAAGUCUUCCUUUCGAGAACAUGCAGUGUCGAAAAAUCGAACGGAGAGAUCAACUCGCAGACCCCCGACCGAGGAAUCAAACCCGACAAGCAGUACCCUGACCUCCUCGAUUAUCACACUCGUCGUCGGACGCGAACAACGGCUCUUCGCAGCACACGAAGAUGUCCUCUGCAUAUCCCCAUUUUUCCAAGCUGCAUGCCGCGGACAGUUCAUGGAAGCAGCAUCUGCGAAACGCAUCUCCCUGCCUGACGAAGAACCCGAGAUCUUCUCUUCUGUCCUCGAAUACCUCUACAAAGGUGAUUAUCAUCCUCGGCUCAUACACAAUAAGAGGAAGAACUCGUGGGAGCUAGAGACCGGUGAUGGUAGUGCUGGAAGUGUGGAAAGCACAGUAUAUCAUCACGGCGUUGAUGGAGAGUUGUUGAAAGAUACAGUCAUCUAUUGUACGGCGGAGAAAUACGGAUUAGAUGAGUUGAAGAGAGUUGCGUUGCGGAAGCAAGGUCUUCAAUCCGGCAUUCAAUGCAGCACCAUCUUAUCAUCCGCUCGCUACGCCUACGCCAACACACCCGACACCGACUCGAAGCUUCGAGCACACUACCUCGCCCUUAUAAUCCGUAGCCGCGGCACAUUCAAGCGUAGUGGUACCAUGCAGAUGGAGAUGCACGCCGGCGGGUCCCAGCUAUUCUUCGAUCUCUUCGUUGCAUUGUGCAAUCAUGUCGAUGAUGUUGCGUCGAUCGCUGGCUCACCUCGCAGUGUGCGGACUCAUCACUGA
Cadophora gregata is the source of this 834-nucleotide messenger RNA. RefSeq lists its product as uncharacterized. Gene Ontology annotation, molecular function: protein binding. The record is from RefSeq and is a predicted model, not a curated record. The transcript is spliced from 4 exons. NCBI's taxonomy places the organism in Eukaryota, Fungi, Ascomycota, Leotiomycetes, Helotiales, Ploettnerulaceae. The coding region runs from base 1 to 834 and encodes 277 amino acids.